Molecule: messenger RNA, 654 nt
Organism: Talaromyces rugulosus
Lineage: Eukaryota; Fungi; Ascomycota; Eurotiomycetes; Eurotiales; Trichocomaceae
Exons: 1
Coding region: 1-654 (217 amino acids)
Source: RefSeq, a predicted model, not a curated record
AUGCAGUCGAUUAUUCUGUAUGGCCACCACACCGGCGCCAACCCUAAAAAGGUGGUCAUGGUUCUUGAAGAACUGCAAAUCCCAUACGAGAUCAAACUUCUCGAAUUUCCCGAAAUGAAACAGCCCGCCUAUGAAAAAAUCAAUCCCAACGGGCGUGUUCCCGCAAUUGAGGAUCCCAAUACUGGGGUCGCUCUAUGGGAGUCUGGAGCUAUUAUUGAAUACCUGGUCGACAAAUACGACCAGAAGCGGCAGAUCAGUUUCGAGCCUGGCACUGCCAAUUUCUACCACGCGAAACAAUGGCUCCAUUUCCAAACAUCAGGCCAAGGCCCGUACUUUGGCCAGGCUGUGUGGUUCAAGCGUUUCCACAAAGAACGCGUCCAGACCGCUAUCGACCGAUACGUCAACGAGAUCCGUCGUGUGUCGGGUGUGUUGAACGGAUUCCUCGAGGGCCGGAGUUACCUGGUCGAUGACAAAUGCAGCUAUGCAGACUUGGUGUUUGUUUCCUGGUUUGAAAUUAUUCCGUGGGUUGCAGAGGGCGACAUAGAUUUGGAGAAGGACUUUCACAAUGUUUAUCGAUGGCUGGAGUCUCUGAAAUCUCGUCCUUCAGUCAUCGUCGGUCUGGGUGCGAAGUCUGCAGCCCCUAAGAAGCUUUGA